GUGCUACCCAGGUGAGCAGCGGGUAGUGGUGUGCUUGAAACUCUCUUGCGGCUUGCUCUGCCGCCCUCCUGGGGAGGAUUCAAACCCGCUUCGCUUGUUCUUCUCCCUCUCUGUGGAAAUGAUAACUGGCUGCUGAGGAGAAGACACUGCAUAAAUAUCACACAGGAUUCAAGGUGACAGGAUACCCUGACAUCGAGACUAAAAAGUUCAAAAUGUUGGCUCUUUAGAGACAUCGAAAUAUUAGGAAGGUGUGAUAUCCAAAGCCAAUUAUGAAGACAUUUGUCAUUGGAAUUGGUGGCGUGACAAAUGGAGGGAAGACAACACUGGCUAAGAACUUGCAGAAACAUCUUCCCAAUUGCAGCGUAAUAUCUCAGGAUGACUUCUUCAAGCCAGAGUCUGAGAUAGACAUAGAUGAAAAUGGUUUUUUGCAGUAUGAUGUGCUUGAAGCUCUUAACAUGGAAAAAAUGAUGUCAGCCGUUUCCUGUUGGAUGGAGAACCCAGGAAGCUCCGAGGGACCAGCAGCCUUGGAAAGUGCUCAAGGGGUUCCCAUUUUAAUUAUCGAAGGUUUCCUUCUCUUUAAUUACAAGCCUCUGGACAGCAUAUGGAACAGAAGCUACUUCCUGACCGUUCCAUAUGAAGAAUGUAAGAGGAGGAGGAGUACGAGAGUCUAUGAGCCUCCAGACCCUCCAGGGUACUUCGAUGGCCACGUGUGGCCCAUGUACCUAAAGCACAGACAGGAGAUGGACUCCAUCACCUGGGACAUUGUUUACCUGGAUGGAACAAGGUCUGAAGAGGACCUCUUCUCUCAAGUGUUUGAAGAUGUCAAGCAAGAGUUAGAGAAGCAAAAUGGCUUGUUAUAACACCACACAGAUGGAGCACAGUCGUCCCAGAAUGGAUUCAGAGACAUGAAGGGGUAUCCUGAGGAACGUUAACAGAGAUUCAGUAUGUCCUGCAGGACAGUGACAGCUUGUCUGUAUGUUCAUUUUUAUCACCGUUUCCCCAACCUACAGAGCCAUGUGUGCCCACGCCACCAGACAGGAACCUCUCACGAAAGCAAGAAUGGCUUGAUCUCACUCUGUAGGAGACACAGCACAGUUCGUGCACAAAGGGUCAGUUCCUCUAUAGGAACAAAAGCCAAACUUUCCUGACUGUUACGUAGCACAAGGAAACCAACAAUGUGUGCUAUGCUGUGUAUGUCUCUUCAUUUGUGUGUAUAGUUUAUAUGUAUAUUUAUGUGUGUAUACAUAUACUCAAAUACUACAAAAUGAACCUUGUAUACUACACAGCA
Messenger RNA from Grammomys surdaster, 1288 nucleotides. It is a transcript of the gene Nmrk1, whose product is annotated as nicotinamide riboside kinase 1. The transcript is spliced from 10 exons. Gene Ontology annotation, cellular component: cytoplasm. Lineage: Eukaryota; Metazoa; Chordata; Mammalia; Rodentia; Muridae. The record is from RefSeq and is a predicted model, not a curated record. Bases 270 to 860 code for a protein of 196 amino acids.